AAAAGCUGUGAGCCGUUAGCAUUAACAUGCCCCAGCUGCUCUACUUCUUUCAACUGUCCAUCUAUUGCCAGUUCUGUUUGUGCGUCAAUCAGUAAGAAACCUGCGACACCUGAAACAGAGGAAUCUGAUUCCUCAUUCUGGCUUAAACUGCAUUGCCCGAAAUGUCAGCAGGAAGAUAGCACUGGAAGAAUAUCCCCUGCUACGAUAGCUAACCAGGUGAAAAGACAGCUUGAUGGAUUUGUGUCAAUGUAUUACAAAGGCAUAAUGGUGUGUGAUGACGAGUCUUGCAAGCACACAACCCGCUCCCCCAACUUUCGCUUGCUUGGUGAACGUGAACGGGGAACAGUUUGCCCAAACUAUCCUAACUGUAACGGAACCCUCUUAAGAAAGUACACUGAAGCAGACUUGUACAAGCAACUGUCCUAUUUCUGCCACAUUUUAGACACACAAUACUCUCUAGAAAAGAUGGAUGUUGGCAUGAAAAUUCAAGUAGAGAAAGCAAUGGCGAAGAUAAGACCUGCGGUUGAAUCAGCAGCAGCCAUCACUCGAAGUAUUAGAGACCGGUGUGCUUAUGGAUGGCUGCAACUCACAGACAUAGCUAUUUGAUAGUUGUAACUUGUAAUAAUCAUCUCAUGUAACUAAAUCAAUCUUUUAUAUAAUCUUCUUCAGACAUCAUUAUAAUCAAACUACUCAGUUUUGUUCA
Molecule: messenger RNA, 703 nt
Organism: Camelina sativa (false flax)
Lineage: Eukaryota; Viridiplantae; Streptophyta; Magnoliopsida; Brassicales; Brassicaceae
Source: RefSeq, a predicted model, not a curated record